GCGAGAAAGGCGCCGAAAGAUACGUCAAGAUUCGCGUCGGCGAUUUCUUCUUUGGCUUCUUCCAUGGCAGCAGCAAUCUCUGUGCUCACCAACGACGGCCUUGUUCGCCUCAUGGCGACGUACCAGAGUGGCCUCCCGGUGUCUCUACUGGGCCUGGACCACGAGUGGAAGGUCGACCUGGCCUUUGAGUGGGUCAAUGUGCCCGGCAUCUGCUUUGCCUUGCGCUACGAGCAGCGCGACGUGUGGUCGGGCGAGCUCUUUCUCAAUGCACUCGACGCGCGCUUUCCGCUGCACUGGGCUCUCUUUACUGGCCGGAGCGACCUCGCACUAACCUACGCCACGCUCAAGUGCUCUGAGCUUUUGACCCUUGACGCGAUCGCUCCGAGUGUGCUCUCGUGCGCCGCCAAGUACGGCACGUGCGUAACCUUUACGUCGUUGAGCGCGCUCGGCUUUCGCAGCGCGCAGCGCACGGCGAUCGUGGCCGCGUCCUACGGGCGACUGGAUCUCGUGGGUAUUUUAUACGACAACUGGCAAGGUCCGUGGCCACAAGCGGCUAUCGACGGCGCCUGUCGCAACGGACAUCUUGACGUUCUUCGGUAUCUGUGCAAGGAGCCUUGCUCGACCAAAGGCGUUGACGACGCGGCGUCACACGGGCACAUUGAUGUCUUGCGCUUUGUGCAUGCCACGCACAGCGUCGUGGGAUCUCCACGGGCGCUGCACCUCGCCGCACAACACGGCCACGCCGACGUGGUCUUCUUUCUACUGACACAUCAGCAGUGGACCGCUCGCGAUAUUGCGGUUAGCCUGCGCAAUGCCGCCAGCGAAGGCCACACAUCGAUCGUGACCUAUUUGCUCGCGCAGUACCCUCGUCCAGUCGAUGCGCCAGCGAUCGACACGCGGUCCAUCGAGAUCUAUAAGCUUCUGAUUGCCCAACACGUACCGGCGGCGCUCGACGUGGAUGCUCUCGUUGCCACUGGCAACCUCGCGCACGUACAGUAUGCCUUUGCGCACCACCUUGGCACGUGCUCGGCGCACGCGAUGACAGCCGCAGCGCGCACCUCGCUUCAAAUGGUCGAGUUUCUCGAUCGCGUGGGCGUUGCCUGUGCGCCAGCAGCGAUCGACGCGGCCGCCAAGGUCGGGGCGCUCGAUAUUGUGGCAUAUUUACACACGCACCGGACCGACGACAGCUGCACCGCCAAAGCGAUGGUCCACGCAGCCGCCAAGGGUCAUCUCGACGUGGUGCGAUUCCUGCACGCGCUUAGAAAGGACGAAGCCGGAUACGCGGAAGCGCUCGACAAAUCCGCGGCCAAAGGUCACCUAAACGUUGUGCAGUUCUUGCUGACGCAUCAAAGCAACGUCGGUACAGCCAACGCGAUCGACGGCGCUGCGCGCGCCGGCCACGAAGACGUGGUCGCCUAUCUUUUGGCGCAAGGACACCCGUACACGAGUGCUGCCUUGGACGGUGCAGCCGACGGCGGGCAUCUGGCGAUCGUCCAGCGACUGCAUGCGGCGGGAGCGCCAGCGACGACAGCAGCGUUGGACCGUGCCAUCGUCCGAGGCCACAUCGAGGUCGUGACCUUUCUUUUGGCCCACCGACGCGAGGGCUUUUCGCCGGUUGCAAUCUCAUGGGCGCGAAGCAAAGCGAUGCGGCAGCAACUUGCAACCAGUCGCUUUUGUCCAACAUAAUGUCCACGACCUAUCAUUAGGUAUUGCUAUAGAGGCGAAUAGUACCUUAGAUCUUGGCGGAGAGUAC
Molecule: messenger RNA, 1753 nt
Organism: Saprolegnia diclina VS20
Lineage: Eukaryota; Oomycota; Saprolegniomycetes; Saprolegniales; Saprolegniaceae
Exons: 1
Coding region: 64-1686 (540 amino acids)
Molecular function (GO): protein binding
Source: RefSeq, a predicted model, not a curated record